Entrophospora sp. SA101 is the source of this 1563-nucleotide messenger RNA. NCBI's taxonomy places the organism in Eukaryota, Fungi, Glomeromycota, Glomeromycetes, Entrophosporales, Entrophosporaceae. The record is from the annotation of a GenBank genome assembly.
AUGUCGAAGCUUCCCAGUGAUUGUUUAUCAGAAAUAUUUUCUUAUCUAGAGAAUGAUAUGAGCACUUUACAUAGUUGUAUAUUAGUUAAUAGAUUAUGGUGUGAGAUAGCAAUAAAAUAUUUAUGGAAACAACCAUUUGAUCUAACCGUUAAAACAUCAAUGAAUUCAAUAUCAAAAUUUCCUAAUAUUUCGUUUAAAAGUUCAUUAAAGUAUUUAAACUUUCGUAAUUUAAUGAUUGUGAUUGCAAUAUGGGCGAAUUGCACUGAAAAAAAUCCAUCAUUGGUUGAUCAAGAGGUGGUUGCAGAGAUAUUGGAAAGAAGGGUUACAAGAGAAUUUAUAAGAUCUUCCUCAAGCUAUUUGAAUAAUGAGUGUAUAUUAAGUAAGUUAAUUGAUAAUGUGGGCAGAUUAGUUAUAUUACAAAUAAAAAAAUUGGAUUCAAUCUCAAUGUUUACAACCAACAACAACACCAAAUCAUUUUUUUGGAAUCUCUACGAUAAUCUACAUGUUUGCUAUCCGGAAAUUAGCAAUAGAUGUUUUUCAUACAUCAACAGGUUUGAAUGGACAGCUGGAAAUCAAGGAACAAAAUUCUUGGCAAAUCUUUGCAAUACUUCACAUAAUAUAAAAGUGAUCAAGAUUGAUUGGGAUGAUAAAUGGUUUGCUAGGGAUGAUGAAAAUUUAGAUAAAAAAAAUGAUGAUUUGCUGGUGAAUCUGAUUAAAAAUCAACAUGCAUUGGAAGAAUUUCAUUUUUUCUUUAAUAUACAAAAAAACAUUCCAAAAAUAAUUGAAGGGCUUCACCACCAAUCAAGCCAUUUAAGAAGGGUGGUUCUAAAAAGAAACAGGAUUUAUGAUAAAGCAUAUAUGACAAAAAUUUUAAAUUUGGAGGGAUUGGAGGAUUUGACUAUUAAAUAUUGCUGGCUUGAAUCAGGAGAAAAUUAUUACAAAUCAUCAAUGCUGAAAGAAUUUAUUUAUGAUGAGAAUUAUUUUAGAGUGGACUUUGAAAGUAUUGCAUUGUAUAUUUCAACACAUUUUAAAAACUUGGUUUAUUUGGAUUUAUAUAUUUACAUUAGAGUUUCUUCAUUAUCAGAAAUAUUAUUAUCAUGUAAAAAGCUUGAAAAAAUCAUUAUCAAAGAUAGGAAUUGGUCACAACACUGGCAUGAUGAAAAUAAUCAGAACCUAGAUAAAUUGAUGCAAGAAAUGGUUUUAACAAAUUUGAAACAUUUAGAACUGAAGGGAGUUUUCCAUUUUACAGCAACAUCGUUAGAUAUUUUUUUGAGAAAAUCAAAUCCACCACUUGAAGUGAUGGAAAUAAUUGGUUCCUAUUGUUUUGGAAAUGAUCAUAUUGAGGUUUUGUUAGAAUUGCUAAAUGUAAAGCUGCAUAAACUUCAUAUAACAACGACGAUAUGUCCAAAAAGGAAUAUAAAAUCGAGAGCAAAUAAAAUCAUUAGAGACUUUAAAUAUGUAUAUAUCAAACCAAAGAAAACCGACACAAGACUUCUUUACAUCAACCAACAAUAUCCUAAUACUAGAUCUAGAAAAAAACUUGAAGUUGGUUUGAUAAAUUGA